Aspergillus oryzae RIB40 is the source of this 402-nucleotide messenger RNA. Its product is annotated as U6 snRNA-associated Sm-like protein LSm4. Gene Ontology annotation, cellular component: P-body; spliceosomal tri-snRNP complex; U6 snRNP. Gene Ontology annotation, molecular function: U6 snRNA binding. The record is from RefSeq and is a predicted model, not a curated record. Gene Ontology annotation, biological process: mRNA splicing, via spliceosome; P-body assembly; nuclear-transcribed mRNA catabolic process. NCBI's taxonomy places the organism in Eukaryota, Fungi, Ascomycota, Eurotiomycetes, Eurotiales, Aspergillaceae. The coding region runs from base 1 to 402 and encodes 133 amino acids. The transcript has 3 exons.
AUGUCCUGCAACCUUGGGAUUAAUUUCUUUUCUGGAAGGUUACCCCUAGGACUGCUCACGGCCGCCCAGGGCCAUCCAAUGCUCGUGGAACUUAAGAACGGCGAAACGCUGAAUGGACAUCUUGCCAAUUGCGAUAACUGGAUGAACUUAAUACUCAAAGAGGUUGUUCAAACCAGCCCAGAGGGUGAUCGGUUCUUUAGGCUGCCGGAAGUCUAUAUCAGAGGAAACAAUAUCAAAUAUUUACGGAUCCCUGAAGAGAUUAUAGAGAUGGUUAAGGAACAACCGCAAAACCAGCCUUCGAACCGCAAUCGUGGUGGACACUCUCACCGGGGCGACAGAGGUGAUCGGGGUGGACGUGGUGGACGUGGUCGUGGCCGCGGACGCGGCCGGGGUGGCAACUGA